AUGGGUAAAGCUGGCCGUGUCGCGUGUAUCAUCACGCCUUAUCUCUUAACGAUCGCCACCUUGAUCUGUAUCAUUCUGGUUGGACUGGGAUGUACCAAGGCUAGCUCUAGCACCUUGAACAACCUCUACUUCAUGCGGAUCGAUCUAUCAAACCUCACCAAUGGCUCAAAAACAACCACAGAAAUCGAGAACAUUCUUAAUGAAUUCGACAUUACCAGUGUCAACUCGACCGAAGUCAAGGAAUUGGUCGACGAACUCGCCAGCAACGAGGCCGACAGCCUGAUCAUGGAGUACUACGACAUCGGUCUCAUGGGUUACUGCGAUGGUAAAAUCAGCAACAGCAAAUACAACACCACCUUCUGCUCCUCCCCCAAGGCCGAAUUCUACUUCGACCCCCUCUCCGUCUGGGGCCUGGACAGCACCUCCGUCAAGGACGAGCUGCCAGACGACUACAACAAGGUCAUGAAGAUCUACAAGGCCGUCUCCAAGUGGAUGUUCAUCGCCUACGUUAUCGCCUUCGCCGCCACCAUCAUCGAGAUCCUCGUCGGCAUUUUCGCUAUCUGCAGUCGCUGGGGUAGCUGUGUCACCACCCUCUUCGCCGUCAUCGCCUUCCUCUUCACCGCCGCCGCCUCCGUUACUUCGACCGUCAUGUUCUCCGUCUUCAAGGGCAGUCUGGGCACCACCCUCGAAGCCUACGGUAUCAAGUUGUCCCUGGGCACCCACAUGCUCGCCACCACCUGGCUCGCAGUCGCUUUCUCGCUUGGCGCGACCAUCUUCUGGCUCUUCAGCGUUUGCUGCUGCUCCGGCCGCUCGCCCUACAACCACAAGAACCGCGGAAUGCGCGGCAAUGGCUUGACCGCUGAGAAGGCUCCUUACACCUACGAGCCCAUUGGUGCCGGUGCCGUUGGUGCUCAGCCUUUCGGUCACCACCAGCAGACUUCUUACCCGCCUCCUCCUCCCAACGCCUACCCCAUGACCAACCAGCAGCAGACCCAUGCUAGCCCUUACGAGCCUUUCCGUCACUCCUAA
Molecule: messenger RNA, 1029 nt
Organism: Penicillium verhagenii
Lineage: Eukaryota; Fungi; Ascomycota; Eurotiomycetes; Eurotiales; Aspergillaceae
Product: SUR7/PalI family protein
Exons: 2
Coding region: 1-1029 (342 amino acids)
Biological process (GO): fungal-type cell wall organization
Cellular component (GO): cell cortex of cell tip; plasma membrane
Source: RefSeq, a predicted model, not a curated record